AUGAGUCUAAAGACCUGCGCACUGCCAAGGGACUUUCUUUACUUUGAUAGCUGGUUCGGUUUGCUGCCAUCAUUUGCUGCUGCAGCGCAGCAGGGCAGCAGCAGCAGCUGCUUUGACGAGUUCUUUGGCUGGCGGCUGGCUGGCAUAAACGCCUUCACCCUGCACAAAGUGCACCACGCAAAUGAGGACAUCAGUGGCGUUUGGAUGCGUGGCUUAGACCGUCUGCUGCAGUGCCGCGCUGCAGCAGCAGCACCAGCAGCAGAUCGGCCGCGGCUGCUGCUGCAGCUCUUUCUGCAGCAGCACCCCCCAAAUGAUGUUUGGAAGUAUCGCUCCCCGCCUCAACUAUAA
Eimeria necatrix is the source of this 348-nucleotide messenger RNA. RefSeq lists its product as hypothetical. The coding region runs from base 1 to 348 and encodes 115 amino acids. The transcript has 2 exons. NCBI's taxonomy places the organism in Eukaryota, Apicomplexa, Conoidasida, Eucoccidiorida, Eimeriidae. The record is from RefSeq and is a predicted model, not a curated record.